AAUGAGUGGAGCAAGUCCUCCUUGUAGGAGUGUUUCAGCGUCACAUGUUUUUAAGCAAACUGAGCUCUAACAUGUUUUGUUAUGUUCAGAUGUGUGGCUGCUGUGACAAAAAUAGCCUUUAGCAAUUUAAACUUUAAGCAUAGCAAUUUAAUUGUUAGGACUUUAAGAUGCACAUUUCCUAUUGCUCAGAGAGUACGGUUUGCAGGGAAGAGGUGGGAAGAAGAACACUAUGAGGAUGGUGUGAAAUGGAUGUUUCUUGAACACAGUGGUCCACUGUUUGCACCUGAAUAUGAGCCACUUCCUGAUGGUAUUGAUUUUUAUUAUGAUGGUAGUCCUAUGAAAUUAAGCCUGGCAGCAGAAGAAGUGGCUACCUUCUAUGCUAAGAUGCUGGAUCAUGAGUAUACUACAAAGGAUGUCUUCAGGCAAAACUUUUUUCAUGACUGGAAGAAGGAAAUGAAUGAGCAAGAGAGAAAAAUAAUCACCGACCUAGAUAAAUGUGAUUUCACACAAAUGCAUCAAUACUUCACUGAAAAAGCAGAGGCCAAGAAAGCAUUGCCCAAGGAAGAGAAACAGAAACUAAAAGUAGAGCAAGAUGUAAUCGCUGAGAUACAUGGCUACUGUGUAAUGGAUGGACAUCGGGAGAAAAUUGCAAACUUCAAGAUUGAGCCUCCAGGUCUGUUUCGUGGACGUGGCGACCAUCCAAAGAUGGGAAAACUAAAGAAAAGGAUCAUGCCUGAAGAUGUCAUUAUCAAUUGCAGCAGAGAUUCCAAUAUUCCAGAACCUCCAAAGAAUCACCACUGGAAGGAAGUACGUUUUGAUAAUAAAGUAACUUGGCUGGCAUCAUGGACAGAAAAUGUUCAGGGGCUACUUAAAUAUGUCAUGCUCAAUCCAAGCUCAAAACUUAAGGGUGAGAAGGAUUGGCAGAAGUAUGAAAUCGCUCGGCGCCUGAAGGACAAAAUCGAUGCAAUCCGGAGUCAGUAUCAUAGAGACUGGAAAUCGAGGGAAAUGAAAACACGGCAACGAGCAGUGGCACUAUAUUUCAUUGACAAGUUAGCACUAAGAGCUGGGAAUGAAAAGGAGGAAGGAGAGACUGCUGAUACAGUUGGUUGCUGCUCACUCCGUGUUGAACACAUCAAGUUAAAUGAAAAUGAUAACGGGCAGCAGUGUGUGGUAGAAUUUGACUUCCUUGGAAAGGACUCAAUCAGAUACUAUAAUAAGGUUCCAGUGGAAAAACAGGUGUUCAAGAAUCUAAAAUUAUUCAUGGAGAAUAAGGAUCCGACAGAUGACCUGUUUGACAGAUUGAAUACCUCGGAUUUGAAUAAACACCUUCAGGAGUUGAUGGAAGGGCUCACUGCCAAAGUGUUUCGAACAUACAAUGCCUCCAUCACAUUGCAAGAACAAUUGGCUGAAUUGACUGAUCCUGAAGAAAGUAUCGCAGAAAAAAUCCUGUCUUACAAUCGAGCCAACAGAGCAGUGGCCAUUCUUUGCAACCACCAGAGGACACCCCCGAAAACGUAUGAGAAAUCCAUGAAAAAUAUUCAGGCCAAGAUUGAAGCAAAAAAGGAACAACUUGCAGUGGCAAAGAAAGAUCUAAAAAAUGCCAAGGUGGAUCAUAAAGUUAAAAAAGAUGAAAAAUCAAAACAAAUGGUAGAGAAGAAGAAAAAACUUUUACAGAGGAUAGAAGAACAACUAAUGAAAUUGGAAGUUCAAGCAACUGACAGAGAGGAGAACAAGCAGAUUGCAUUGGGCACUUCCAAACUCAACUAUCUUGAUCCCAGAAUCACUGUUGCUUGGUGCAAGAAAUGGCAUGUUCCUAUUGAGAAGAUCUACAACAAGACACAGCGAGAGAAAUUUGCCUGGGCCAUUGAUAUGACUGAUGAAAAUUUUGAAUUCUAAAGAAAAAGUGCUUAUUGAAAAAUAAGUGCGCAGUAUCUCAGGGAGUGGAAAAAAAAUCUGUACUUGAACACUGUUCAUUGAAUUUGUUUCUUUCAAUAUGUUAAAAUGUUUUUUUUUCAGUGGCUUUGUUGCACAGUUGAUGGAAAAUGUUAAUUUGAAAAAAUUAAGAUGAAAGUUUUGAAAUAUGUAAAGCUUAAUGAAAGUAAAAGUUUUGGCUUAACAGUGCUGUAUUGCAGCAUGCUUUGAUAAGUGCAUAUUGGGAAGUGAUGAGUCUCUUAAGAGAAAGCAUGCAAUUAAAUGGUGCCUUAGUGCAUCUUGCUAUUAUCUAAAAGACGUUCAUGUUAACCUGCAAGUUCCCUCUAUACAUUUGUUUUGGAAGUUGCGGGCAGUUUGUUUUAAAUGCAUGACCCUUGUUUUGUGUAGUUAUGGCCAUGUGCAAAUGGUAACUUAAAGGGGCUGACCUUAGUGUGGUCUGAAUUGGAAUGUAAGACUUUGUGAAGCUCCAAAGAGAUGAUGGUUACAUGAAAAGUACACAACCAUUGCAAUUGUGUAUGAAUAUUGCACAACAUAAAGCAGAAUGUAGUAUCUCAGUCUAGCUCAAGCUAUUCUAGAGUAAAGCAUAGAAUAAAACAAAAACAAUUGAAUGGAAAUCGUACCCUGAAAGAAAGUUAGAAAACUCAAGCAUCUAGCCCUCCUGUUUGUAGAUUAGUAUAGUCUAGGAUUGGGGUCAAGCAAUCCCUAUAUUUUUAGGCCUAAAAAGAAAACCAAGGGAAGCAAAUUAAUUGUAUAUUAUGAUCUAAAAAUAUUAUGCUUAUAUAUGGCAUUAUAUAUAUAAUGUGUAAUAAAGUCACUUAAAACAAGAAGAAACGUUGCUUGAAAAUAUCUGAGGAAAUUACUUUUUUAAAGAAAUCAUGUACUCAAAGUCUUACCCUAUGCUGGACUGGAAGAAAUAAUGAGUUUAAAGACCAACUGGAAAGGCGACGGUCAAAAAACAAUAUUGAAAGUCUCUCCUCACACUAAAUCUAGUUUCAAGAAUAGGAUUUUCUAGUAAAUGUAUUCUUCUUCCCAACACCAUCUAAGUAUCAAAUAAAUCUGAAGAACUAAGUGCUGGAAAAAUACCAGACCCACACAAAAAAAACCAGCAAGCAGCUAAACAAAUCUCAGACCUUGACCUCUUAACCUUCUCAUCAUGGUCACAAUACCAUAUAAGCAAAAAGGGAAUAUUUACAAUCUGUUCUCUUUUGUAAUUUGUGUCCCUUAUUUGAAUUUACUUUUACUAACUUGUAAUGUGGUAGUGUAAUAUUUGCUUACACGACAAAUGUUCCACCUUUGAAUUAAUAAAAAAAAAUCCAAUACGGAGCCUCCAAGAAAUAGUUGUGUGGAGAGUUUGUUAGGUGUGAUUUUACCAACCUUGCUUUAAGAGAAUCAUGUGUAUUCUGUCCAGCAUACCACAAAUGAGCUCAGUUUACCCAAGGAGGAUGAAACCGGAUUUUGGGUCCUGGGUCCAUUGCAGACAAUUAACGAAGGGCAAUGAGAUGUAGUAUCUAUUAAUUGAGCUAUCAAAGUCUGUUCUGGAAGACUUGAAAGGGCAGACCAGCUACAAAUAAGUUCAGAAUGUUUCAUUCUGCUUCAACCAAAUGUUUUCAACAUUUCACCACAAAUAUUAAAAUAAUGCAGAUUAAUGAUCAUCGGAUAAUUUGGAUGAGGAAAUCCAUUCGAUUCAUCUUAAUUCAUUCGGGACUGGAUGCUAUAUUCGAGAUGUCAUCUGGAAAGAGUAUGAAAAAGUUUGAUUACUAUCUUCUCUGACAAUUGUUUUG
Molecule: messenger RNA, 3713 nt
Organism: Hemiscyllium ocellatum (epaulette shark)
Lineage: Eukaryota; Metazoa; Chordata; Chondrichthyes; Orectolobiformes; Hemiscylliidae
Product: DNA topoisomerase 1-like
Exons: 14
Coding region: 82-1896 (604 amino acids)
Biological process (GO): DNA topological change; DNA replication; chromosome segregation
Cellular component (GO): nucleolus; chromosome
Molecular function (GO): DNA topoisomerase type I (single strand cut, ATP-independent) activity; DNA binding
Source: RefSeq, a predicted model, not a curated record